Ectocarpus siliculosus is the source of this 1050-nucleotide messenger RNA. Lineage: Eukaryota; Phaeophyceae; Ectocarpales; Ectocarpaceae. The record is from the annotation of a GenBank genome assembly.
AUGCCGAACGUCGUUCGGGGGUGCUCUUGGAGCUACGAGUGGAAAGCCGUGGAGGUGUUUUUGAAGGAGAACCUCUUCCGGGGCAUCCUUAGGGCUCACUCGGUUCAGGGGGAGGGCUUCCACCACCAUUUCCAAGGGCAGUGUCCGGAGUCGAACAUCGGCGAGGGUGUCUCGACCGUCUUUUCCGCCCCUGGGUACACGACUCACAGCAAUCGAGGAGGCGUGCUGGUGGUGAAGGGGGACGGGGGGGUCGAUCCCCAAGGGUACGACGCGACGCCCGAGCCGGUGGUGGUAAACAGCGUCCGAGCUGCCGUGCAACGAGCUUGCCCGUUCAUGCCCACCUCGCUGGGAGAGUGGGCGGAUUUGGACACAGAUCGGCUGUGGUCGUUGUCCUCGUCGUUACCGCCAGCAGUGUCGGCGGCAGGCCGGCGUCAGAGGUCUACUGCAAGUUUUGACGACACCGAGGCCUUAGCGUUGAGGGCUUUGUGGGAGGCCAUGUCCGGGGGAGGGGGCGCAAUCACUGCGGACUCCCUCUUCGCGUUCGACGAUUCCUUCGGAGAGGGCACCGACUGCCUCCACGCAGCGGCGGUGUUGAGAGCCCUAGCACCGUCGGGGCGACGAGAAGCCCACGCUUGUGAGCCGGCCAUGAUGGGCGAUUUUUUGCGGGUCGCGGGAGCGCUGAAGGAGAUGAGUGCCGUGGGGAGUUCUCCGGGGAAUGCUUCGGGGAGAUCUACGGAGAUCGACGUCGUGGAGAGUUCUUCGGAGAACGCCGUCGUGGGGAGGAGUUCUCCGGAGAACGCGAUCGCGGGGAAAUCUCCGGAGAACGCGAUCGUGGGGAACUGCUCUCCGGAGACCGCCGUGGGGAACUCUCCGAACGCGGCGAUGAGCCUUGGGGAUGGCACUCCCCCAGAUUUUCCCCGCAACUGUGAUCGCUACCCCGCGUUGGAAUCGGGGGUUGGGGGAUAAUGCGAUGCACGCCUCUGUUUCGCCGGGCAGUCCGUCCAUGGGAGAUUCCUGCGGUCGGGACCAGGGGCUGGGGAGUUCUCCGAA